Messenger RNA from Strongylocentrotus purpuratus (purple sea urchin), 583 nucleotides. RefSeq lists its product as uncharacterized. Bases 35 to 583 code for a protein of 182 amino acids. Lineage: Eukaryota; Metazoa; Echinodermata; Echinoidea; Camarodonta; Strongylocentrotidae. The transcript has 3 exons. The record is from RefSeq and is a predicted model, not a curated record.
CUUCUCAUGAAAUUAUUGUCUCCGUCAUUUUGGGAUGUUCAUCAUGAUGAAGACUCAUCAGUUAUUGUUUGUUCUUCUCGGCUUUUUGUCUGCUCACCUUCACGUCGACGCAUAUGUGUUGGAUGAAGAUUCCGGUCUUGAAGAACUCUUUACCAUGUGCAUGAACGGCUCUUGUGAAAGUGAAAGCUUUUCAUGCACCAACCGUUGCGGUUCGUCGCUGCCCAACUCUCGAAGUUGCCAGUGUGACCACGAGUGCCUUAUUCUCGGCGACUGCUGUCUUGAUUACGAACACCUCUGCAUCCCUCUAGCGAUUCGCCAUCACACGAGGAUGGUGGCUUCGUCUUUGCCUGUACCUGAUACUAGUCUGUCGUCCUCUGUGAGUCAGGAGGACGAAGGCAACAGAGCUGCGUCAUCCAUCGGGGACAAUUUCUUGAUCCCGCCGAGUGUCAUCGUCGCUAACUAUCCAGACUUCGACCUGUCUUUAAGGAGAUCCCACAUGCAUUUAGGCGACAGGGCCUGUGUUAAGGCUUCGACUGUGGAUCUAACAGGAUUCAGACAAAUCACUACCAAGGAGAUGUGUUAG